Messenger RNA from Ilyonectria robusta, 2107 nucleotides. RefSeq names its product P-loop containing nucleoside triphosphate hydrolase protein. The transcript is spliced from 5 exons. Gene Ontology annotation, molecular function: ATP binding; RNA helicase activity; nucleic acid binding. Gene Ontology annotation, cellular component: nucleolus. The record is from RefSeq and is a predicted model, not a curated record. The coding region runs from base 4 to 1929 and encodes 641 amino acids. NCBI's taxonomy places the organism in Eukaryota, Fungi, Ascomycota, Sordariomycetes, Hypocreales, Nectriaceae.
GUGAUGUUGCUGAGAAACCCAUCACCUCCCGACCGACCAGACUCGACUCUUGGGCAUUCUUCACCCCAAAUCUUCAAAAUGGUGGCCGGAAAGCGAAAGCGCGAUCAAGGCGACGAGCCCCCCAAGUCAACUGAGGUUGUUAAGUCCGACACAGCCAAGAAAUCCGCCGAACCCGAGGAAGAGACUUCCUUCGUUGAUCUCGGCUUGGAUCCCCGAUUGCUGCAGGCCAUUGCCCAGCAGAAGUUCGCCAAACCGACCCUCGUCCAGCGCAAGGCCAUUCCGCUCGCACUCAACGGCCAGGAUGUGCUAGCCAAGGCCGACUGUGGCUCGGGCAAGACGGCUGCCUAUGUCCUUCCUCUGCUGUCCAGCAUUCUCAAGCGCAAGACCACCGACUCCUCCGCUUUCACGGCCGCCCUCAUCCUCGUCCCUACCCGCGAGCUUGCCGACCAGGUCUUCAAGGCCAUCGAACAAUUCUCCUCUUUUUGCGCAAAGGACAUCCGAACCGCAAAGUUGACCGACAAGGUCUCCAGCGCCGUCCAGCGAGCUCUCCUCUCCAACUCUCCCGAUAUUGUCAUCUCGACUCCUGCCACGGCAUGGCACAACCUCAACUCCUCUGCCCUCUCACUCGAGAAGCUGACGCAUCUGGUGUUGGAUGAGGCCGACCUGGUCCUGUCAUAUGGUUACAAUGAGGAUCUGGAGAACCUCUCCCGGUCGAUCCCCAAGGGCGUCCAAGUGAUGAUGAUGAGCGCGACAUUGACAGACGAGGUGGACACACUAAAGGGCAUCUUCCGUCGGGACCCGACUCUGCUGGAUCUUAAAGAGAAGGAGGCUGAGGGCGAGGGUAUCACUCAGUUCGUCGCCAAGUGUGGUGAGGACGAGAAAUUUCUUCUGGCCUACGUCAUCUUUAAGCUCAAGUUGAUCAAGGGCAAGUGCAUCAUCUUCGUUAGCGAUAUCGACCGAUGUUACCGAUUGAAGCUCUUCUUCGAGCAGUUCGGAAUCAGGAGCUGUAUCUUGAACUCAGAAUUGCCCCUCAACUCACGAGUGCAUGUCGUGGAGGAGUUCAACCGGAAUGUGUACGACAUUAUCAUCGCCGCGGACGAGAAGCACGCAAUGCUAGGAGAUAAGGAGGAGGUCGAGGAGGAGGAUGAAGCUGAGGAGACGAAAGAAGACGCCAAGAACCCCGAAGAUGGCGAGGACGAUACUGCUGAGAAGGAGACCCCACGCCCGAAGAAGAAGUCAAAGCCUUCCAAGGCCGACAAGGAGUACGGCGUAUCACGAGGUGUCGAUUUCAAGAAGGUGUCAGCAGUCAUCAACUUUGAUCUUCCCACCACUGCUUCAUCGUACACACAUCGGAUAGGAAGGACUGCGCGAGCUGGUCAGACCGGCAUGGCCCUGUCUUUUGUUGUUCCCAAGGAACUCUACCGAAAGCACAUGCCCACGUCAACGGCGACCUCGGAGAAGGAUGAGAAGGUCAUGGCCAAGAUUGUGCGACAGCAAGCGAAGCGAGGCAAGGAGGUGAAGCCUUACAACUUCAAUAUGAAGCAGGUUGACCCCUUCCGCUACCGAAUGAACGACGCCCUGCGUGCCGUCACCAAGGUUUCCAUCCGAGAGGCCCGAACGAGAGAGCUUAGGCAAGAACUGCUCAAGAGUGAAAAGCUUAAGCGAUACUUCGAGGAGAACCCUACUGAGUUGAGUCAUCUGCGUCACGACGGAGAGCUCAGGACGGCGAGACAGCAGGCCCAUCUCAAGCACAUCCCCGAGUACCUGUUGCCCAAGGAUGGUAAGCAGGCGUUAGAGGCAGAUGUGGGCUUCGUGCCUUUGAGGAAAGACCGCAAGGGGAAGGGACACAGGAAGGGCAAGGGAUUCAAGGUGGGCGCCAGGAAACGGGAUCCGCUCAAGACGUUUAAGGCGAGGCGGAAGACAAAAUAGACGAUUCAAAUAGGACAGCGUUUUGGGAUUCAUCGUGUGCGAGAUACCUCGAGGAAUUAAGAAAUGAGCGGGUUUCCUUUUUUGCAAGCUAUUGUUGUCUUCAUUCAAGCCGUGACCUACUAGCCGUUGUUUCAUAGACCAAAUUACCAGCACCUCGAAAACUGAUGCUGUCAACGGA